Molecule: messenger RNA, 897 nt
Organism: Tetrapisispora phaffii CBS 4417
Lineage: Eukaryota; Fungi; Ascomycota; Saccharomycetes; Saccharomycetales; Saccharomycetaceae
Gene: CTP1
Product: Ctp1p
Exons: 1
Coding region: 1-897 (298 amino acids)
Biological process (GO): mitochondrial citrate transmembrane transport
Molecular function (GO): tricarboxylate secondary active transmembrane transporter activity
Source: RefSeq, a predicted model, not a curated record
AUGUCUGAGAAACAGAAACAAAAAGUAGACCCAACAAGCUCGUUCAUUGCCGGUGCACUUGCUGGUGCAAUUGAAGGUUCAAUAACCUAUCCAUUUGAAUUUGCGAAGACGAGGUUGCAAUUGAGUUCUAAAGCUGUUAAUGUGACAAAAAAUCCAAUUAAAUUAUUGUAUCAGAUUGGCAGAUUUCAAGGUAUUGGGGCCAUGUACAUAGGGUGUCCCGUUUUCAUUGUUGGCAAUACUGCCAAAGCUAGUAUACGGUUUCUUGGUUUUGAUAUGAUUAAAGAUAUGUUAAAAGAUCCUCUUACCGGGGAAGUUAGUGGGCCAAGAGGUGUCAUUGCCGGUUUAGGGGCAGGGUUGAUGGAGAGUGUCUUUGCCGUGACACCUUUUGAACAUGUUAAGACUUUGAUGAUUGAUGAUAAACGUUCUCCUACCCCAAAAUAUUCGAAUAAUGGUAAGGGCGUUCUACGGAAUUAUGGGAAUUUACUUCGUGCAGAGGGCUUACGAGGUCUGUAUAGUGGUGUCAUUCCAGUUUCGAUGAGACAAGCAGCUAACUCCGCUGUCCGUCUGGGCUGUUACAAUAAAAUCAAAACAAUAGUGCAAAAAUAUACAAGUACUCCUGUUGACAAACCUUUAUCCUCUGGCUUGACUUUUGUCGUGGGUGCCUUUAGUGGAAUCGUGACAGUAUACUCGACGAUGCCCAUUGAUACUGUCAAGACAAGAAUGCAAAGUUUGGAGCAUUCAAAAUAUAAAAAUACAUUGGAUUGUUUUGUUAAAGUUUACAAGAAUGAAGGUUUAAAGAUAUUUUGGAAAGGUGCAACUCCUAGACUAGGGAGAUUAAUAUUAAGUGGUGGUAUUGUAUUUACUGUCUAUGAAAAAGUACUGGAUGUGCUAAAAUAG